AAAGCAUGUAGAAAAUCUUGUCGUAAAGUUCAAUUAGCAAAUAUUUUACUGUAGAUUUCGUUGAUUUUCACCAAAAAAGACAUAUCCAUUGUUUGAAACUUCUUAUUCAGCUUGAAAAUUGUCUCAAUCAAAUGAAAAUAAAGGAUUGCUUUCUAGUUGUAACACUCAGGUUAAUGAUAUAUGCACAUGCACUUGCUAGUAAACCCCCAAAUGUCAAGUUGAAAAUUGAUGAAGAAUCACCUCUACACACAACCCUUGGAAACAUUUCCUCUUAUCUAUUUCCAAAGUCAAAAAUUACAUCUGAUUCAAUAUUUUUUACAGUAACACAAAAUGGAUUGAUACAGCUGACAAGGAGACUUGACUUGGAAUCCUUAUGCCUGGAACAGUCAUCAUGCUGUGAACGUGGUAAACCGUGUGAAUUGACUUCUAGUGUAGUUAUCGAAGGUGGUAAUUCAGAAGAACUUGAACUCGUUGAAUUAAAUGUACUAGUCCAGGAUAUAAACGACCAUGCACCACAAUUUAUUUCUGGAACAAGUCAGAUUGUGAAAAUUUCUGAAUUGGCUGAAGUUGGAUCUGCGCUUAACCUCAUACCAGCAUCAGAUGCAGAUCUAUCUCUUGAAAAUCAAAUACAAAGAUAUGCCAUCCAUGGAGUUGAACUACAGAAAACUUUUGUUUUGGACACAUCCGAUUUACCGAAUGUUCGCCUACGUUUAUUUCAACCGCUGGAUUAUGAGACAACUACAAACUACAGCGGUAUCAUUGAAGCAUGUGAUCGACGACAGUGUGCCCAACAAAACUUAACAAUACUUGUUAUUGAUGCCAAUGAUAAUAAACCCAUAUUUGUUCAGCGUUCAUAUGAAGUGACAAUUCCAGAGAACUUCAGUGUCGGCCAAACAGUCCUAGUACUCAAUGCAAUUGAUAAAGAUUCUGAGCUAAAUGCUCGAAUGGAUUUCCGAAUACAAGGUGAUGUAGAUGUAAAUUUGAAAAAAACAUUUCGGUUGGAUAGUCAUUCAGGUCAUUUAAUACUUCAGUCACGUCUGGCAGCGCAUCAGCGUUCUGAAUACCGUUUCGCGGUCACAGUUAGCGAGGUUCUAAGCAGUCAGGGUCAACCCCUCGACUCUUCGUCCUCCAGAAUACCUGUCACGUCAACAGACUCAGCAAGUGUUGUAAUUACUGUUCAGGAUUUAAAUGAUUUUAGUCCGUCGAUACGAAUGAUUUCGCCCAUGGAAGGUCAACCAUUAUCUGUACGUGAGAAUGCUGCCCAUUCACGUGUUUGUGUGCUACAGGUUACAGAUAAUGAUCUACAUGACAACGGUCGAGUCCACUGUCGUCUUAUAAACAGUGCAGUGGAAUCUCCUGAUGCGGGUAGUUCUGUUCAUUCAAACAGUACAGAUUCAUUUGAACUUACACAGACCGGCAGUCAUUACACUCUGCUUACUUCACGACCGUUUGAUGCUGAAUUAGAACCACAAAUAACGGUUACAAUUGGAUGCACAGACUAUGGAGCACCACCACGUUCAUCUACUCGUGAUCUUGUUAUACACGUUGAAGAUAUUAACGAGUAUCCACCUGAGUUGGAACGAAUUAACUAUCAUGCUAGUAUAAUGGAGAAUGCUAAAGCUGGGGUAGAAGUGAUACAAGGUUAUUGACUUAUUAAUACUCCAGACUCAAUUGAUCACUUGAUUUGGUAAUCAGUAAAUAAAUAAGUGAUAUCUCAACUGUUUUAAAGUUAAUUUUUACUUUUUAUAAGAAUUCUCAUUUUUUAGGGAUAUUUGAGUGUAAUUGGUUGUAAUGCAUCCCAUAAAUCGGAAUCAAAGCUGGAGAUGUUGAGAUAAAUGACAAUAUUAAUUGUGUCAGAAAGUAACAGUAAUUUUGACCUCUUGUCAACAAAAAUCUGAAAACUGUAUUCUUUUCUUGGGGAAAUUAAUCUAGUUUAUAUCCAUGAGAAAGCUUACUGACCUCCUAACUAAAUUAUUCACUCGUAAAUGAACUUAUAAAAACCAAAUAAUGUCAUCAUCAUAAUAUCAUCAUUAAAAAAAUAUCAUAGAUUUAUUCACUCAGUUUUUC
This is a messenger RNA of Heterobilharzia americana, 2067 nucleotides long. NCBI's taxonomy places the organism in Eukaryota, Metazoa, Platyhelminthes, Trematoda, Strigeidida, Schistosomatidae. The record is from the annotation of a GenBank genome assembly.